AUGCCGAUCGAGCAGCAAAUCGUCGCAUACAUGAUCAAUGGAUCGUUUUAUGACAAGGAUGUACCGCCGAUGGAUGGCGACGAGUUGUUGCUGAUCAACAUAACUUUGAAUUCAUUUCGGUUGCUGGAUAUGGAUGAAGUGGAAGAAACGAUCCAGUACCAGAAUGAGUUUUUGAUGAUGUGGUUUGAUCCAACCCUCGGCUGGGACCGUCGUCUCUUCCCAGACUAUGAUUCAGAAUACGUGAUGGUCCCAGAAGACCAGCUCUGGAUUCCGGACGUCAUCUACUACAGCACAAUCGACAGCGAGCCAAUCCUUACUCCUAAAGAUAGUCUUGUCAUGAUCCGAUAUGACGGCUGGGUGAGGGUGUCUGUCCCGGCUACGGAUUUCCCUUACGACGAGCAGCACUGCAAAAUAACGCUCGGGUCGUGGAUUUUCACAGAAGAGCAGAUCACCGUUGUCCCAAACGAGGAGAAAAUUGCGCCGACGCCGCAAUCAAAUAUUGGACAG
Messenger RNA from Mesorhabditis spiculigera, 507 nucleotides. NCBI's taxonomy places the organism in Eukaryota, Metazoa, Nematoda, Chromadorea, Rhabditida, Rhabditidae. The record is from the annotation of a GenBank genome assembly.